GAAAACAAACGGCAGGUUCUAUGCUCUCCGGCGCCGCGCCCGGCUACGUUUCGCCAUCGGCGUCGCCCUACUCUUCAGCGUCGAUUUGAUGAUUCGGCAGGGAUGACAGUGUUCGCUACUUCAACGCUGCCGUUCCAGUCCAUUUAUCCACAGGGCAUAUUUUCUGAUUGGGUUCUGGCAAGAGGGCAAUGGAGCGGCCUGAGGAUGAGCUACAGGAAAUCGAGCCGAGUUACAGCGAUUAGGGCUUCCGCAGAGGUUCCUGAUUCUGGUGUUCAUGACGAUGCAAGUGCGCCCGCGGUUAGAAAAGAAAUAGAGUUGGAAAAGAGGGUUGUUUCACUGAGAGAGAUGGUUAAUGCUUUUCCUCCUGUGCCUGUUUUAAAAGAAACUAGCACUUCAAAAGUCGCAAUAGGUUUAUGUAUUUCGGUUGCAAUUUUAGCAAUUGCAAGGAAGAUUAUGCUCAAACAAGAGGAUCGAAGUUAUCAAGGUUCUGUUGCUGAUCUUGUGAGGAGAGGUCAAAUAAGAUCUGAUAGGAGAGGCUUCUUGAAGCCAAUGAAGUAUGAUGAUCCUUUUAAUAAUCCCUAUGUGAAGACUGACAAAAGUAGUUCAACAGUAGAAAUGUUUGGGAAGGUUUAUCGCUUGGCACCUGUAACUCUUACUGCAAAGGAAAAGUCAAUUCAUCAAAAGAGAAGAUCACGAGCCUAUCAGUGGAAAAGACCAACAAUAUUUCUAAAAGAAGAUGAUUCUAUACCACCAGAUAUCGACCCUGAUACAGUCAAGUGGAUCCCAGCCAAUCACCCAUUUGCGACAACUGUAAGUGAUAUUGACGAGGACUUGGCUCAAAAUAAUGUAUAUCAAAAAGAUGGCGUUCCAUUCCGUGUUAAAGCUGAGCACGAAGCCAUGCAGAAGAAGUUAGAAGCCCUUCAAAAUGAACAAAGGGUUAACGAAGUCUCCAUCAAUCUUAAUAGCAUCGACUAUUUUGAUCAACCUGUUCGUUCGUCAAAGCUGCAGGAGCAGGACUUUUCUAAUCCGCAGAACGAUGGAUCUGAUUCUUCAUCUACCAAUCACCAUAAGAAUUGAACUAAUAGUUGUUAGACUCUGCUGUAUGUUGCUCGCUGUUUCCUCUUCUUUCAAGCGUCUUGAAGAUUGUAGGAUUCAGUGUCAUCUACCUAGAACCACAGUUCGAAGUUGUACAUAUGAGUUAAAACGUUUUUUUUUUCUUCCUUUUUUCACGAGUAUACAUACCUUUGCUGCUUUAUUUGUGGUCUCUGAGUUGAGAUUUGAGUU
Zingiber officinale is the source of this 1284-nucleotide messenger RNA. RefSeq names its product protein MULTIPLE CHLOROPLAST DIVISION SITE 1-like. The record is from RefSeq and is a predicted model, not a curated record. Bases 103 to 1077 code for a protein of 324 amino acids. The transcript has 5 exons. NCBI's taxonomy places the organism in Eukaryota, Viridiplantae, Streptophyta, Magnoliopsida, Zingiberales, Zingiberaceae. Gene Ontology annotation, biological process: chloroplast fission. Gene Ontology annotation, cellular component: chloroplast; chloroplast inner membrane.